Messenger RNA from Anopheles nili, 828 nucleotides. It is a transcript of the gene MED6, whose product is annotated as mediator of RNA polymerase II transcription subunit 6. Gene Ontology annotation, molecular function: transcription coactivator activity. Gene Ontology annotation, biological process: regulation of transcription by RNA polymerase II. Bases 1 to 807 code for a protein of 268 amino acids. The record is from RefSeq and is a predicted model, not a curated record. Gene Ontology annotation, cellular component: mediator complex; core mediator complex. The transcript is spliced from 3 exons. Lineage: Eukaryota; Metazoa; Arthropoda; Insecta; Diptera; Culicidae.
AUGAAUCCUGGAAGAUUAGGACUUACACCAAUGGUUCAAGAAAAUCCUCUAUGGAUUUCUUGGCAUGAUUCCAAUUGGAUACCGCUGUUAAAUCCGGCCAAUGUUAUGGACUACUUUUCCGAAAAGUCCAAUCCGUUCUACGAUCGAACAUGUAAUAAUGAAAUAGUCAGGAUGCAGCGACAAAGCUUGGAGCUGUUAAACAACAUGACUGGUGUGGAAUAUAUACCCCUUCACGUUCAAGAUCCAAUCCUUUACGUGAUUCGUAAGCAGCACAGGCAUUCUCCAACCGAAGCUACUCCUAUGGCCGAUUAUUACAUCAUAGCAGGAACAGUAUAUCAGGCUCCCGACUUAGCUAAUGUGUUCAACUCGCGAAUACUUUCCACAGUGCACCAUUUGCAGACAGCAUUCGACGAGGCCAGUUCAUACUCUCGUUACCAUCCGAGCAAAGGAUAUUCGUGGGAUUUCUCAUCUAACAAAGCAAUUGCUGAAAAAACGAAAUCACAAACCAAAAAAGAAGCACCGGUUAAGGAGGAACCUAGCUCGAUUUUUCAGCGCCAACGAGUAGACAUGCUGUUGGGUGAUCUGCUUCGAAAAUUUCCUCUUCCCUUGCCACAGAUGACAAACAAUUCUGCUAAUGCGAAUGCGUCUGAUAUGAACAGCACAAGCAAUAAUCACACAGGCGCAACAGGCGAAAGCGAUCACUCCGGUUCCGAUCAUACCAUGAUCAAACAAGAACCAGUCGAUCCUAGUGGUGGAGGACGAAGUGGCAGUAAUGAGCCACCACCAGAAAAGAAAAUGAAAAUAUAAUGUUUUGUACAUCGGCUAAAA